AAAUUGCUUUCUGGAAUAAUCGCCUCAAAAAUUUGUCCUUCAUAUUCGAUCAAUUGCGCGGUGAACGAAUACGCGCUAUGGCUUUAGUGCUGGAAUACACCAAUAGUGCAUAUCAUCCAUGCUUUCAGGGCAUAUUCAAGAAUGUGGUAACAGCGCUGGCCGAAGCGAAAGACAUAACGCUCUAUCUUAACCCAUUGAAGCGUCUUAUACAAAUGCUGGAAGAGAUUGAUUUUGCUGAAUGCAAACCGUUACUUAUACCGUUAAUGUAUGUGAUCUGCACGAUGUGGGGUAAUUCACGUUAUUACAGUAACUCUUCGAAGAUAACGGUGUUGCUGAAACAAAUCUGUAAUCUAAUUAUACACCAGGCCAAGCGUUUUCUCGAUCCCUCUUCCAUAUUCCACAGCGAUAUUGACGAAGCUAUGCAACGACUCACACAAUCCAUACAAAUCUUGAAGUUCUUUCGCGAACUUUUCGAUUACUACAAAGAACAUUUGGCUGAAUUCUUUCCCGAGCCGGAGGAGAGACCACCGAUUCUCUGGACUUUUCAUCCCAAUUCCGUUUUCAAUCGCUUUAAUGCCUUUCUGGAGCGUUUAACAACAAUACAAUGGUUUUUCUUUACGGUGAUUGAAUUCUUGAAAUUAGAGAAAGUUGAGAUCGGUGGCCUACGCGGCCGGCAAUUGAGUACACGCAUCACUGCUGUCUAUGUCGAGUUUAAUCAGUACUUUACCGCAUUCGCAUCCAAGUCCUACGAUGUGCUCGAUCCCGACGAUCAUGAAUUUGACGAGGAUUUCAAGGACUUUCAAACACACAUUUUGGAAUUGGAUAUGAAAUUGGCUGCGAUUUUGUGUCAAGCAUUCGAUGACUGUCACAAUUUGGAGAGCAUGUUCAAGCUUAUAAAUAUUGUGGGCAGCGUAAUCGAUCGUCCAAAAAUUAAGGAGCAAUUUACACAGCGAUAUACAGAAAUUGUACAAAUGCUCGAAGUGGAAAUGACCACCUGUGAGGAUAUAUUCUACAAGCAACUGGAUUUACAGCAAGUGAAUAAAAAUUUAUAUCCCGAUUAUAAUUGUCCACCAGUAGCGGCUUUUAUACGUUGGUGCAAUCAACUGGAAGCGCGCAUUAGUACGCCUGUGAAACAUUUUCAAAAACUACAACACGAUAUCACCAAAUCCGAGAUGGCCCUUGAUAUCUAUACACGCUACGAACGCUUGAUGCGCCGUCUGGGCAUACACAAAACGUGUGCUUUCGAAGAAUGGAGUGAAAAGUUGCCAGAGCAAAUCGAAAUGAAUCUAAAAGUUUCGCUCAUAGCACGCGAUCCCAAUAGCAAUUCGUUGAUUUUAAAUUUCAGUCCAGAGCUCUUUAGUAUUCUGCGUGAGGUGCAUUAUUUGAAGCAAAUGGCUGUGGAGGGUAUACCGGAAAUUGCUUUGGAUUUUGCUGAGAAAAAUGAAACGUUCCGCACUUAUACAUUGAAUUUGGAGAAGACUAUAGACUGGUAUAACACUAUACAGGAAAAUAGUUCUCCGGUUGAAUUGCAGCUGAUCGAAUCGGAAAUAAAACAAAUCGAUGACUUGGUGGUGAUUGGUGUCAACGAAUUGGUAUGGAAUUCAGACGAUAUCACCACAUAUCUAAACAACCUUCGUACUCCCGUCGCGGCAUUGCAAAAUCGCAUGCAUCAUACCCAAAGUAAUCUAAAACAAAUCAGUCAACUCAUGUCUGUUUGGGCAAAACAACCGCUCUUUGAGCGUAGAGAUUCUAAAAAGGAUACCGUGCUUUGCAUUGACGAGCGGCCAGACCGCACAGCAAAACGUUAUGCGGAAAUACGAGCGGCCUCUGUAGAGAUACAUAAAUUGCUUGAGGAUAAUAUGUUACAGUUCAAUAUGGAGAAUAGGCAAGAAGAUGAGAUUUGGUUGAACUAUGUGAACUUUGUGGAUAAUAUUGUAUAUGAGAACAUAUUGAAGACGGUAGGUGUUAGCGUAGGCUAUCUAGCAGAAAAUAUGGAUGCCGACAACAAUUGUGCGCCACUUUUCGAAUCUCGCUUGGAAUUAGUCGAGCCGAAUUUAGUAUUUGUGCCUUCGCUUGAUCCCGCAGAUCCGAUGGGUUUUAACAACAUGUUGAUAGAGCUGAUGCGCGACAUAAUGAAAAUGGCUACGCUGAUAAAGCGGUUGAAGAAAAAUGAAAAACGUAAUUAUGGUGAUAUGGUUAAGGAAAACCAGGACAUCAUUGAUAUGCGUCGCGAGAUUUUGAAUGGCGUCGAUCGCGUUAUGGAGGAAGCGUCGCUCUUCUGUCGCCAAUUCGAGCGUUACUCUUACCUUUGGCUCGACGAUCGACAAGAAUGCAUGGAAUAUUUCCUAGAGUAUGGACGCAUAUUGGAUGUGGAGGAAAUUGAUUUGGUGCUGAUGAAAGAACCGGGCGCACCGGAGCCAUGUGCGCCCACCAUCGAGGCUUUCCGCGAACAAAUCGACAACUACGAAUCGUUGUUUAAUGAAAUCGAAGAUAUUGCGCCAUUUCAAAUUUUCAAUGCCUGGUUUCAAGUCGAUGUGCGCCCCUUUAGACAAGCGCUGUUGAAUACAGUUUGCAAGUGGGGCAAUAUGUUUAAAGAGCAUCUGGUGAACACCGUCACGAAUAAUCUAAUGGAUUUGAGUGGUUUUAUACGGAAGGCAGACGAAGGUCUGCUGCAGACUGUUAAGGAGGGCGAUUACGCUGGACUCGUCAGCAUUAUGGCUUUUCUGAUGCAGGUUAAGGAGCGCGCUGUUAAGACGGACAACAUGUUCGAACCCAUGCAAGAGACCAUACAGCUGCUGAAAUACUUCGACAUGGACAUACCGGAGGAGGUAAAUGUUCUGCUGCAAGAGCUGCCCGAGCAAUGGGUCAACACGAAGAAGAUUGCGAUGACCGUGAAGCAACAGGUGUCGCCCUUGCAGGCUACCGAAGUGGUGCGCAUACGCAAUAAGGUUGCCGAGUUUGAGACGCACACUCAGCUAUUCCGGGACAUCUUCAAACAUUAUAAAUUCUUCCGAUUUGAUUGUCACCAGCCCUAUUUGCUGAUUGAUCGCAUAAACGAUGACAUACAUCGGCUGGAAUGCGAAAUGCGCGACAUACAGGAGUCGGGUAGUCUGUUCGAGGUUAAUAUACCCGAGUUUAAGGCAUUGAAGCAAUGCCGCAAGGAGUUGCGUAUGUUGAAGCAACUUUGGGAUUAUGUAUACAUCGUACAGACCUGCAUCGAAGAUUGGAAGACAACACCUUGGCGCAAAGUUGAUGUUGAAAAUAUGGAUAUUGAGUGCAAAAAAUUUGCCAAAGAUAUACGUCUACUAGACAAAGAGAUGCGCGCCUGGGAUACAUUUGUUAAUUUAGAAUCAACCGUAAAGAAUAUGUUGACUUCGCUGAGAGCUGUGGGCGAAUUACAAAAUCCAGCUAUACGCGAACGUCACUGGAAUCAGCUAAUGAAUUCCACUAAGAGUCUAGCCGCAUUACCGAAGGAUAUUACGGUGAAAUUUAUUAUGGAUCAUGAAACUACACUCGCCGAACUUUUGGGUCUCAAUCUGCAUGAGUGCGAGGAAGAGGUCAAAAAUAUCGUCGAUAAGGCGGUGAAGGAAAUGUCGAUGGAGAAAAUUUUACGUGACUUGCACACCACUUGGUCUGCGAUGGAAUUCGAUCAUGAACUGCAUCCACGCACCGGCUGUAAUCUCCUCAAGGCAUCGGAGGAACUCAUAGAGACUCUCGAAGAUAAUCAGGUCUGCUUACAAAAUCUGAUAACAUCGAAGUACAUUGCGCACUUCCUUGAGGAGGUGUCAACAUGGCAGAGCAAACUGAUGGUCGCCGAUCAGGUGAUCACCGUCUGGUUUGAGGUGCAACGCACUUGGACCCAUCUCGAAAGUAUCUUCAUGAGUUCCGAAGACAUACGCAAGCAAUUGCCAGUCGACUCGGAUCGUUUCGAUCGCAUCGACGCUGAAUUUCGUAUACUAAUGGACGAGAUGUCUGUAUCGUCGAAUGUUGUGGCAUCGACAAAUCGACCCGGGUUGAUCGAACGCUUGGAACACCUGCAGAAGGAGCUUACAUUGUGCGAGAAGGCGCUGGCAGAGUAUUUGGAAACGAAACGUUUAGCUUUUCCUCGUUUUUACUUUGUAUCAUCGGCCGAUCUACUCGAUGUGCUGAGCAAUGGCAUUCAGCCAGAUAUGGUCACCAAACAUUUGACCAAGCUGUUUGAUUCUAUAGCACGCUUAAAAUUUAAUCGCGACGAGUCGAACGAAAUCGACACAGCUUCGGGUAUGUAUGCCAAAGAUGGUGAAUAUGUGGAAUUCAAUGAGUUGGCGAGUAUACGCGGACCGGUGGAGGUUUGGCUGAAUCGCAUCCAGGCGGCCAUGCGUGCCUCGCUACGUCAUUACGUUUCCGAAGCUGUGGUCGCGUAUGAGGAAAAGCAACGUGAACAAUGGUUAUUCGACUAUCCUGCACAGGUGUCGCUCUGUGGAUCGCAAAUCUGGUGGUCCACUGAGGUGAACAUUGCCUUCGGUCGUUUGGAGGAAGGUUACGAUAAUGCCAUCAAGGACUACUACAAGAAGCAGAUCUCUCAGUUGAGCUUGCUCAUCACACUAUUACUGGGUGAGCUGACCAAGGGAGAUCGCCAAAAGAUCAUGACUAUUUGCACAAUUGAUGUGCAUUCGCGCGAUGUGGUCGCCAAAAUGAUCCAAGCCAAGCUGGAUUCGGGUUCGGCGUUUAUGUGGCAAUCACAAUUGCGACAUCGCUACGACGAAGGUGAAAAGGAUUGUUUUGCAAACAUUUGCGACGCAGAGUUUCAGUAUUCGCAUGAAUAUUUGGGUAACACACCACGUUUGGUCAUUACACCACUUACUGAUCGUUGUUACAUUACGCUGACGCAGUCGCUGCAUUUGAUUAUGGGUGGUGGCCCAGCUGGACCAGCAGGUACGGGUAAAACCGAAACCACCAAGGAUUUAGGACGGGCGCUGGGCAUUAUGGUGUACGUCUUCAACUGUUCCGAACAAAUGGACUAUCAGUCGUGUGGUAAUAUUUACAAAGGAUUAGCGCAAACUGGUGCCUGGGGCUGCUUCGAUGAAUUCAACCGCAUCACAGUGGAGGUGCUCUCCGUGGUGGCGGUACAAGUGAAAUCUGUACAAGAUGCGAUACGCGACAAGAAAGAGAAGUUCAAUUUUAUGGGUGAAAUGAUCAGUUGUGUGCCCACAGUGGGUAUAUUCAUUACCAUGAACCCAGGCUAUGCUGGUCGCACAGAGUUGCCGGAAAAUCUGAAAGCACUAUUUAGGCCUUGCGCUAUGGUAGUGCCGGACUUUGAGCUAAUUUGUGAAAUAAUGUUGGUGGCUGAGGGUUUUCAAGAUGCCCGCGUGUUGGCUAGAAAGUUCAUAACACUCUAUACACUAUGCAAGGAGUUGCUCUCCAAGCAGGAUCACUACGACUGGGGACUGAGGGCAAUUAAGUCGGUGCUGGUCGUUGCCGGGUCGUUGAAGCGCGGCGAUCCUGGUCGUCCCGAGGAGGAGGUGCUCAUGCGCGCCUUGCGUGACUUUAAUAUACCCAAAAUCGUCACAGAUGAUAUGCCUGUCUUUAUGGGUCUCAUAAGCGAUCUAUUUCCCGCUUUGGAUGUACCACGAAAACGCGAUCAAGAUUUCGAACGUACGGUUAAGCAGGCCGCUUCCGAUUUGCUACUACAACCAGAAGACAAUUUCAUAUUGAAAGUGGUACAGUUGGAGGAGUUGCUAGAAGUGCGCCAUUCCGUUUUUAUUGUCGGCAAUGCCGGUACUGGCAAGACACAAGUGUGGAAAACACUAUUGCGCACCUAUCAGAAUAUCAAAAGAAAACCAAUUUUUAACGAUUUAAAUCCAAAAGCUGUGACCAACGAUGAACUCUUCGGUAUCAUCAAUCCGGCGACACGUGAAUGGAAGGAUGGCUUGUUUUCUGUGAUAAUGCGAGAUCAAGCAAACAUAACGGGUGAUCAGCCCAAAUGGAUUGUGCUCGAUGGCGAUAUCGAUCCCAUGUGGAUUGAAAGCUUGAAUACCGUUAUGGACGAUAACAAAGUCUUAACUUUGGCCAGUAACGAGCGCAUUGCGCUGACGCCUUCGAUGCGCUUGCUUUUUGAGAUUUCCAAUUUGAGAACAGCCACUCCAGCGACAGUCUCCAGGGCGGGUAUACUCUAUAUAAAUCCGCAAGAUUUGGGUUGGAAUCCUUAUGUCAGCAGUUGGGUGGAAACGCGCAAGAUACCAUCCGAGAAGUCUAACUUAGUCAUGUUAUUCGAUAAAUAUAUUCCAGCCUCACUGGAAACGAUACGCACACGCUUCAAGAAAAUCACGCCUAUCGCCGAAAUGGCACACAUACAAAUGUUAUGUCACUUGUUGGAAUGUUUCUUGACGCCUACGAACACACCAGCCGAUUGUCCAAAAGAAUGGCACGAACUGUAUUUCGUUUUUGCUUGUGUUUGGGCAUUCGGAUCGGCUAUGUUCCAGGAUCAAGCGAUCGACUAUCGAGUCGAAUUCAGCAAAUGGUGGGUAAAUGAGUUCAAAACUGUUAAGUUUCCGCAAGGUGGCACCGUCUUUGACUACUUUCUUGAUACCGAAACCAAAACUUUCCUCCCCUGGACCGAAAAAAUACCAAAGUUCGAAUUAGAGUCCGAUCUACCGCUGCAAGCAGUGUUGGUGCAUACCUCUGAAUCGAUACGCGUACGCUUCUUCCUCGAACUACUUAUGAAUAUGCGACAUCCCGUCAUGUUGGUUGGUACCGCCGGUUGUGGUAAAACGGUACUCGUCAAUGAAAAACUACAGGCACUCAAUGAGAAUUAUGCGGUCACUACGAUACCAUUCAACUACUACACUACCUCAGAAAUGCUGCAGAAGAUAUUGGAGAAGCCACUGGAGAAGAAAGCGGGCCGCAACUAUGGCCCACCAGGUAAUAAGACGCUCAUCUAUUACAUUGACGACAUGAAUAUGCCGGAAGUAGACUGCUACGGUACGGUACAACCGCACACUAUUAUUCGUCAACAUUUGGACUAUGGACAUUGGUAUGAUCGCAACAAGUUGUCGUUGAAGGAUAUACACAAUUGUCAGUAUGUGGCAUGCAUGAAUCCAACAGCUGGUAGUUUUACCGUCAAUCCACGUCUCCAGCGGCAUUUCUGUGUGUUGGCUGUGAGCUUUCCAAGUGGUGAUUCGAUCACAUCGAUCUUUGCAACGAUCUUGUCACAGCAUUUUGCAAAUGCUGAACAAAAGUUUAAUCCGAUAGUGACGCGCAUGACAUCUAACAUUGUUGCCGCAACACUGGCGCUGCAUAACAAAGCUACACAAAUAUUCUUACCAACGGCCAUAAAGUCGCAUUACAUCUUCAAUUUGAGAGACAUUAGCAACGUGUUUCAGGGCCUCCUAUUUAGCACAGCCGAUUGUUUAACAAGUUCAUCUGAUCUCAUACGGCUAUGGCAACAUGAGACCCAACGCGUUUAUGGUGAUAAGCUGAUUGACGAAAAAGACAUCGAUAGUUUUACCAAGAUGCAGCAUGAUAUUGUGAAGAAGUCUUUCGAGGAGAUUGACGAGUCAGUGAUAUUUGAUAAACCCAACAUAUACUGUCAUUUCGCUGGAGGAAUUGGUGAACCCAAGUACAUGCCCGUCAUGGGCUGGACUGAGCUUCACAAACUCCUUCAGGAAGCAAUGGCAUCGUACAAUGAUCUCGUGGCGGCUAUGAAUUUAGUGCUCUUCGAGGAUGCCAUGAUGCAUGUGUGCAGAAUAAAUCGCAUAUUAGAGUCACCGCGAGGCAGCGCGCUGCUGGUCGGUGUCGGUGGCAGUGGUAAGCAGUCAUUAUCACGCUUAGCCGCUUUCAUAUCCAGCUUGGAAGUGGUACAAAUACAACUCAAAAAGGGUUAUGGCAUUAAUGAUUUGAAGAAUGAAUUUUCCGGUUUGUAUCUGAAAGCCGGUUUAAAGAAUGUCGGCAUAAUGUUCCUCAUGACCGAUGCACAAAUACCCAGCGAGGAUUUUUUGGUGCUCAUCAAUGACAUGCUCUCUACUGGUGAGAUUCCCGAUCUCUUCCCAGAUGAUGAAAUCGAAAACAUUAUCGCAGGCGUGCGAAACGAAGUGAAAGGCGCUGGAAUGGUAGACUCACGCGAGAAUUGUUGGAAAUUCUUUAUAGAUCGCGUACGCAAGCAAUUGAAGAUUGUGCUCUGUUUUUCGCCCGUUGGCUCGACGUUGCGCGUGCGUUCACGUAAAUUUCCCGCAAUCAUAAAUGCCACGUCCAUCAAUUGGUUCCAUGAAUGGCCACAAGAAGCGCUUAUUUCGGUGGCAAUGAACUUUUUGUCCCUGAAUAAAGUCUUACCCGAGACUCAUCGUGACUCCGUGGCUAAAUUUAUGGCUUAUGUGCACACCUCAGUAAAUGCCACCUCGAAGGUUUACCUACAAACCGAGCGUCGCUACAAUUACACGACACCGAAGAGCUAUCUGGAGCAGAUUAGUCUCUACUUGAAAUUAUUGAAUCACAAACACGACGACUUACAAAGUAAGAUCGUACGAUUGGAGAAUGGUUUGGAGAAGUUGCGUUCCACGGCUGUGCAAGUGGCAGAUUUAAAAGUGAAGUUAGCUGUACAAGAAGUAGAAUUGAAGGAGAAAAAUGAAGCUGCCGACGCGCUCAUCGAAAUCGUUGGCAUCGAAACGGAAAAGGUGCAAACCGAGAAGGCGGUUGCCGAUGAGGAGGAGAUGAAGGUGGCGCUUAUAGCCGACGAGGUUAGCAAAAAACAGAAAGACUGUGAAGAGGAUUUGCUGAAAGCAGAGCCUGCUUUGACUGCAGCGCAGGAAGCGCUCAACACCCUAAACAAGGCAAAUUUAACCGAGCUCAAGUCGUUCGGCUCACCACCUGGCGCCGUGACUAAUGUAACCGCAGCGGUCAUGGUGCUGCUGGCACCUGGUGGCAAACUACCCAAGGAUCGUUCAUGGAAAGCGGCUAAAAUAUCGAUGGCCAAGGUUGAUGCAUUCCUUGACGCUCUCAUCAAUUACGACAAAGAAAAUAUCCAUCCGGAAAUUAUAAAAGCCAUACAACCGUAUUUAAAAGAUCCCGAAUUCGAGCCGGAAUUCGUACGCUCCAAGUCGGGCGCUGCAGCGGGUCUCUGCGCUUGGGUCAUAAACAUUAUCAAAUUCUACGAGGUAUACUGCGAUGUAGAGCCAAAACGUAAGGCACUGGCAGCAGCAAAUGCUGAGUUGGCUGCAGCUCAGGAGAAGUUAUCGGGCAUUAAGCGAAAAGUUGCGAACCUCGAGGAACAACUGGCAAAGCUAACAGCUGACUUCGAACAGGCCACUGCUGAUAAGUUACGCUGUCAACAGGAAGCUGAUGCAACGCAAGCCACAAUUGCGCUCGCCAAUCGGCUGGUUAAUGGGUUAGCUAGCGAGAAUGUGCGCUGGGCCGAAGCGGUGAAUAGCUUUGUGAAACAAGGCAUUACCUUGCCCGGCGACAUUCUGCUCAUUACCGCCUUCAUCUCAUAUGUGGGCUGCUUUACCAAACAGUUUCGCAUUGAUCUAUUGCAAAAGAUGUGGACACCAUUUUUGAAAAGCAUCGAUCCACCCAUACCAACUACUGAGAAUUUAGAUCCACUGUCAUUGCUAACAGACGAUACUACAAUUGCCAUAUGGACCAAUGAGGGUUUGCCAAGCGACCGUAUGUCCAUUGAGAAUGCUACGAUCCUGUCGAAUUCGGAUCGUUGGCCGCUAAUGAUCGAUCCACAGCUUCAAGGCGUCAAGUGGAUUAAACAAAAAUAUGGUGAAGAAUUAAAAGUGAUACGUUUGGGUCAACGCAGCUACUUGGAUAUUAUAGAAUUAGCUAUAACUAAGGGUUGCAUAGUGCUUAUCGAAAAUAUAGAUGAGAACUUGGAUCCAGUGCUGGAUUCACUGCUUGGCAGAAAUCUAAUAAAGAAGGGCAAGGCCAUCAAAAUUGGUGAUAAGGAAAUCGAGUAUAACUCAAACUUCCGCUUAAUAUUGCACACAAAAUUAGCAAACCCCCAUUACAAGCCAGAAAUGCAGGCUCAAAGUACUUUGAUUAACUUUACCGUCACACGCGAUGGUCUGGAGGAUCAAUUGUUGGCCGAAGUUGUGAAGGCAGAACGUCCUGAUCUGGAAGAACUUAAAGCCGAAUUAACAAAGCAACAAAAUGAUUUCAAAAUUAUGCUGAAAAAACUUGAAGAUGAUCUGCUUUCAAGAUUAUCUUCAGCAGGUGAAAAUAUUUUGGGUGAUACAGCGCUCGUGGAAAAUUUAGAAACCACUAAGAGUACAGCAUCUGAUAUCGAGCAGAAGGUAGCUGAAGCUAAGAUAACUUCAAAGGAAAUCGAUAAGGCUCGCGAAUAUUAUCGUCCAGCAGCGGCUAGAGCAAGUUUACUCUACUUCAUACUAAACGAACUCAAUACAAUUAAUCCAAUCUAUCAAUUCUCGCUUAAGGCUUUUAGUGUAGUUUUCCAAAAGGCCAUUGCACGCGCUGAUCCCGGCGAAACUUUAGAUGCACGUGUUUCUAAUCUAAUCGAUUGUAUAAGUUAUUCCGUAUUUCAAUACACUUCGAGAGGUCUAUUCGAAUGCGAUAAGCUCAUAUUCGCAUCGCAAAUGGCGUUUCAGAUACUUUUGAUGAACGAGGAGAUUACAUCUACGGAACUGGACUUUUUACUCCGCUUCCCGAUUAAACCGCACGUCACAAGUCCCGUGGACUUUCUAUCUAACCAAUCGUGGGGCGGAAUAUGCAGUCUAGCGUCUAAAGAUGAAUUCCGUAACCUCGAUCGUGAUAUAGAAACUUCGUCAAAACGCUGGAAGAAGCUGGUGGAGUCCGAGGCGCCUGAAAAGGAGAAAUUCCCGCAGGAAUGGAAGAACAAGACGGCGCUGCAGCGACUCUGCAUGAUACGUGCACUCAGACCAGAUCGCAUGACCUAUGCGCUGGCCGAUUUCAUAGCUGAAAAACUUGGCAACAAAUAUGUGGAGAGUCGCGCAAUGGAAUUCUCCAAGUCCUUUGAGGAGACCAGUCCUUCUACACCCAUAUUCUUUAUAUUAUCGCCGGGUGUAAACCCGUUGAAGGACGUUGAGGCGCUUGGCAAGCUAAUGGGUUUCACCAUGGAUCUGGGUAAUUUUCACAACGUUUCGCUGGGUCAGGGUCAAGAGGUUAUUGCCGAGGCUGCUAUGGAUACGGCAGCCAAAAAUGGUCACUGGGUUGUAUUACAAAAUAUACAUUUGGUGCGUAAAUGGUUACCAGUAUUGGAAAAGAAAUUGGAAUUCUAUGCAGAAGGAUCGCAUCCAGAUUAUCGCAUGUUCUUAAGUGCCGAACCGGCUUCGUCACCCUCAGCGCACAUUAUACCACAGGGCAUACUAGAGUCCUCCAUUAAAAUCACCAAUGAACCGCCGACAGGAAUGUUGGCCAAUCUGCACAAAGCACUUGACAACUUUACACAGGAAACACUGGAAAUGUCUGGCAAAGAGGCCGAAUUUAAGGCCAUACUCUUUUCACUCUGCUACUUCCAUGCCGUCGUAGCUGAGCGGCGCAAAUUCGGGCCACAAGGCUGGAACAAGAUCUAUCCAUUCAAUGUUGGUGACUUAAACAUUAGCGUUUCGGUGUUGUAUAACUAUCUCGAGGCUAACGCUAAGGUGCCUUGGGAGGAUCUGCGUUAUCUAUUUGGUGAGAUCAUGUACGGCGGCCACAUAACCGACGACUGGGAUCGUCGUUUGUGCAUCACCUAUCUGGAGGAGUACAUGCAACCAGAUCUAGUAGAUGGUGAGCUCUUUUUGGCGCCCGCUUUUGCAGCACCACCAAAUACCGAUUACGCCGGCUAUCACACCUAUGUCGAUGAAAUGAUGCCAGCCGAAUCACCCUACCUGUAUGGCCUACAUCCGAAUGCGGAAAUCGGCUUCCUAACCACGCGCGCUGAGAACAUUUUCCGCACGGUAUUUGAAAUGCAACCACGUGAUGCAGGCGCAAGUGGUGGCGCCACUGUCACCCGAGAGGACAAGGUGAAGCAAAUUGUCGAUGAAAUAAUGGAGAAGUUACCCGAAGAAUUCAAUAUGGUAGAGAUUAUGAACAAGGUGGAGGAACGCACACCCUAUGUGAUUGUGGCAUUUCAGGAGUGCGAGCGCAUGAAUUAUCUGACAAGCGAGAUGAAGCGCAGCUUGAAGGAAUUGGAUUUGGGUUUGAAGGGUGAGCUCACCAUCACCUCCGACAUGGAAGUAUUAGAGAAUUCGCUCUUCUUGGAUCAAGUGCCACCAGUGUGGACGCAGCGCGCAUAUCCAUCACUACUGGGCUUGAAUUCAUGGUUCAUUGAUCUGUGUUUGCGGUUACGUGAAUUGGAAACAUGGUCCACUGAUUUUGUGCUUCCUUCCUGUGUUUGGCUGGCCGGGUUUUUCAAUCCACAAUCGUUGCUCACCGCAAUUAUGCAGAGCACUGCACGCCGCAACGAAUUGCCGUUGGAUAAAAUGUGCCUGCAAUGUGAUGUGACCAAAAAGCAAAAGGAGGAUUUCACCACGGCACCACGCGAAGGCGCUUACGUUCAUGGUAUAUUUAUGGAAGGCGCCAGAUGGGAUAUACAGCAGGGAAUUAUCAUGGAAUCGCGACUGAAAGAGCUCUAUCCUCCAUUGCCAGUCAUCAAUAUACGGGCCAUUACACAGGAUAAACAAGAUUUGCGCAACAUGUACGAAUGUCCUUUGUAUAAGACGCGCACUCGCGGUCCCACUUAUGUUUGGACCUUUAACCUAAAAACCAAGGAUAAGCCUGGCAAAUGGACACUAGCUGGCGUUGCUUUACUGCUACAAACAUGAAUCAUUUUAUCUUA
This is a messenger RNA of Rhagoletis zephyria (snowberry fruit fly), 12772 nucleotides long. RefSeq names its product Dynein heavy chain at 93AB (gene Dhc93AB). The record is from RefSeq and is a predicted model, not a curated record. Gene Ontology annotation, cellular component: dynein complex. Gene Ontology annotation, biological process: microtubule-based movement. NCBI's taxonomy places the organism in Eukaryota, Metazoa, Arthropoda, Insecta, Diptera, Tephritidae. Gene Ontology annotation, molecular function: dynein intermediate chain binding; dynein light intermediate chain binding; minus-end-directed microtubule motor activity.